GUCCAGCCCGUCAUGACCAUCCGAUCCAACAAUUGCUGAGACUCACAUCAUCUAUAUAAUACCAACGACAUCUCAUCCAAACCAUUCAUCACUUACAUCUUCCAACUUGAUCUGAUCAAGCAAGAGCCUCUUCUCUUCUGAGCCAAGACCACUGCCUUGCUUGUUCCUCUUCAACCCCUCCAUCACCACCUCACCAACUCUUCUUACAACAACUCACACACACAAUCACAAUGGCCAUGUUCGCCAUCUCACAACAACACCCUUAUGCCUACGCCGCAGUCCCGGCACCGGCUCCUCCUCCUCCUCGACACUGCUCAAACCACGGCACCAGCAGCGCCUUCAGCAGCUCUGCCCACCCUGAUGAGGACUGGACCAAGAUCUCAGAUCUUGCCGAGCGCAGGAGAAUACAGAACCGCAUUGCUCAGCGCAACUACCGCAAGAAGCUUAAGCGACGUCUGGAGGAUCUUGAGCGCCGCGCUGGAUCCGAAGAGGGCGAUGCUGAGAAGCAGCCCUCGCCAGUCAGCCAGCCUGCCGCCAGCCCCAACAAGGUCGCCAAGCGUCAAUCCAUCUCCAAGGCUCACAAAGUGCACCAGGCACCAGCUCCUGUCCGCCUCCCGACUCCUCCCAAGACCAUUGUCUCUCAGGGCCAAUUCACUCCUCCCAUGGAGUCUCACGACGAGCUGUCUUUUGUGCAACCCACUUACCACCACCACGACGAGCGCGAGCGAUCCAACACUCCGCCCGUCCUCUCGUACACAACAUACCCAGCUCCCGACGAGCUGCUCAUCAACCCUUAUGGCUCCGCUCACGCCUAUCCUACCAUGACUACUGCUGAGGUCUACCCCAACUACCUCAGUGCUGCGAUGCCCGCCUCGCUGCCGCCUCUGGGCCACUACAGCGAGCCCAUUAAGCGAGAGAUGUAUCCCGACAACGUCAUCAGCCCAUACAUUGGCUAUGGCUUCAUGUCGACUCACGAUAUGGGCAUGCCCACUCCCUACGACCCUUCCAACCCUCUGGUGAGUUCGGCUAGGCAUCAAUUCUCUUACCCUCGGGAUCUGCGUUGCUGAUUCUGAAUGCCAGACUCCUCCUCUGACGCAUUCAUACGACCACUCGGCUGCCUGCUCUGAGACGGGCUUCGAG
Molecule: messenger RNA, 1140 nt
Organism: Trichoderma asperellum CBS 433.97
Lineage: Eukaryota; Fungi; Ascomycota; Sordariomycetes; Hypocreales; Hypocreaceae
Source: RefSeq, a predicted model, not a curated record